Photinus pyralis (common eastern firefly) is the source of this 708-nucleotide messenger RNA. RefSeq lists its product as uncharacterized. Gene Ontology annotation, molecular function: odorant binding. The record is from RefSeq and is a predicted model, not a curated record. Lineage: Eukaryota; Metazoa; Arthropoda; Insecta; Coleoptera; Lampyridae. The transcript has 2 exons. Bases 211 to 651 code for a protein of 146 amino acids.
UCGGUCCAUUCUUUAUUGGUUUAAACGCAAAUUUUGUACCUUGCAGAUAAGAAACUUUGUAUAAAACCAGAUUACGAUUUUCAAAUAGUCUUUGAAUUGGCGAAAGACUUGGCACACUUUAAAAUUCGUCAUAUAGCUGUGCUUAUAAGUAUAUUAUCCAUAGAAUUACCAACAACUAUUCUAUGAUAUUAUCAAAUGGUUAAUUAGUACAUGAACAUCGAUAUGUUUGUAGCAAUACGUCCGCGUAAAGGUAUGGCAGAACUGAUAGUAUUAUUCAUACUGUUAACUCCAACAUUGUGUCAAAAACAGUUACCACCCGACGCGGUCAAGGCGUGGGAUAGCAUAGCGAUGAUCUACAACGAUAUCUGCAUACAGGAAACUAACAUAGAUCCAAGAGUGCCUGAAAUAAUGUUUAAGGAAUUGCCCAUGCCCGAGGAAAAGGAGUUUCACUGUUACCUUAAGUGUUCUCAGGAACGACUAGGGUUUAUGUCGCCUAGUGGGGAAUUUAAUAUCGCAGUAAUCUUGGAUCAAGUUCAUUUCAUGACUGAGGAACUUGUGACUCGAUGUGCUGAAGUAUCCUAUCAAGAACUUGAGCUUUGCAAAAGGUCCUACGCGCUUUUUAAGUGUCUCGUUCUUGGUGUUGCCGAAUAGCUGUGGUCUUUCCUAUUAACGGACUAGACAGAGUUGUUGCAAGAGUGAGGUGCCGGU